Coregonus sp. 'balchen' is the source of this 10322-nucleotide messenger RNA. The record is from the annotation of a GenBank genome assembly. NCBI's taxonomy places the organism in Eukaryota, Metazoa, Chordata, Actinopteri, Salmoniformes, Salmonidae.
GACAAGAAUGAGUUGAACACAGAGAACAAAUACAGUCACAAUUUUUUUGGUCUGUAUUGCACCUGUAACAGACCGUAUCCAGACCCAGAAGACCUGGUAAGGAGUGGACCAUUCACCUCAAAUAGAGUCUAUGAAUUGGUUUUUAGAAAUCAGUAUUCCAGUGAAGAGCUAUUGACCGAAACGUGUGUCUUUCUCAGGUUGAAGAUGAGAUGAUUCAGUGCAUUGUCUGCGAGGACUGGCUUCAUGGCAGGGUAAGGCCUUUGUGGAGCAUCAAAGCAUAAGGAUGUGUUCCAGAUGCACAGGUCCCUGGGCACGUAUUCACAAAGUGUCUCAGAGAAGGAGUGCUGAUCUAGAAUCAGUUUUGCACUUUAAAUCAUAAUUAAUAAGAUCAGUGAGAUCUGAUCCUAGAUCAACACUCCUUCUCUGAGACUCUUUGUGAAUACAGGACAAAUUAUUUAUAGGCCUGGAUAAGUGUUUAACACAGGGUUCUGUUGUUCCAGCCCAGCACCAACACUGGAUUCAGCUAAAGCCAUACAAAGUUGAUUUUACUGUUUCCAGACCCAGACCCAGAAGACCUGGUAAAAAAAAACAAUAGAUUCUUUUGAAUUAUAUGAAUCGAUUCUUUAAAACGAUUAUUCUUGACAAAAUUAAUGAUUCAAUUCGUUGUUGUAGUAGUUCAAUCGCGGUGAAUCGAAUCAUAUGAAUCAAAAUAAUCAUUUGUGAAUGAAUCUCGAACAGUAAUUCAAGCUGUAGCAGUCCUUUUGGAUUAUGUGGCUGCAUAACUUGUUUUGUAGAUACUUCAAUUUGAUUUGGGAAUUCAGUUUAUGGGACAUCGCAACUUAAUAGAUGCUAGUAAGCCUGCAAAGAAACACUUCUAAAGUAAGAUAAAUAUGGGUAAACUAGAAAAGGUACAUUUCCUGAAGGAAAUGUGUGUUUGCUUCAUCUGUGUAAAAAUAUGUGUAUGGUAGUGGGAGAUGUGUGAAAUGUAGAAUUCAAGCUGAAUAGAAGCUGAAGUCGUUUGUUAUAGUAAGAAUAGGUCAGAUUACUUUAGUAGACUGCUAUAUACACUAUAUUUCAGCUAGCACAUCAAUUAAUACAAAUAGCAGAACUAUGCCUCUGAAAAAUGAACUGUGCCUAAAACUCAGCCGUUACAGGCUUUCAAUGGUGCUAUCCAACUCCUGACACCAAUGUAGUUAAUUAGGGGGGGCUACCCUGACCAAGACUCAAACUGGUCCCUGUGACUGUCUUUCCAAAACCAUUAUACCAAAAGUUUAACAUUUAUUGGUAAUGUUGCUAGGUGUUGUACUAAGGUUGUUUAGUAAUUUUACAAGGGGUUCGAUUAUGAUAUAUAUAUAUAUAUAUAUAUAUAUAUAUAUAUAUAUAUAUAUAUAUAUAUAUAUAUAUAUAUAAAUAAAUGAGAUUUUUUUAUUUGCUUGCUAGCCUUACUAAAAAAAAAAUUAUGGUAACAGUAAAUGAACUUUGUAUGGCCUAAUCGUGGUCCAAAUUGAAUGGGUGUGUUCAGUAGGACACAACGUAGCAAAAUGUUUUAAAAUGGAAAGCGAAAAUGAGUAUUCUUAUUAGACAGGUUCAGGUAGGAGCUCCUCUGUUACAAAAUGCUUUCUCGUGUUUUGUGCCUGCUGAACACAGCUCAUGAUAUGUUGAGAAUUGCGUUAGUGCCAGGCUGGAAUAAAAGCCUGUACACCCAGUAGCUCUACAGAACCGGAGAAGGAGAACCCUGGUUUAACAUCCGGGAACCACAUCAACAUAAUAUACAGAUCCUAUAAUCUGUGACGUCCUGCUCAGAAUCUGUAGUCCUAUAUCUUGAACGCUUCCCGAGUCUGUAACUCAAGUCCGGUCUGGUCUUAACAGUGGACCCUUGAUGCCAUAACUGCUCAUAUGAGCACAUGCUAUAUGAGUAUUAUAUGAGUGUUAUUACUGUUUCCUCUAGCACUUGGGCUGCCCUGUGCCGGAGUGUGUGGAGCUCCAGGAGAUGGUGUGUGAGUCCUGCAUGAACAAGGCUCCUUUCCUGUGGACCUACGCUACUCAUCUGGCAGGUACUCUCAUAGAGAUCCUAUAAUUGACAGUGAUUCUAUAUUUAAUUAUAUUGGUACUCUCUCCUUACCUUCAGUUUACUGGCAUGCCCUGAUUAUCAGCUAAUUCGGAAAGAAAACACAAACAAACUUCAGGAUAAGAGACAUCCUUUAGGCCUACUCUUGAGUUCUUUUGAGAGACUACGUUGAGUAUGUUUACAUGAACACUAAUAAUUCGAUAUUAAACUGAUUAUGGCAAUAGGCCGAGUAUGGCAUUAGUCAUGUAAACACCUUACUCUGCUUAUCUUAAUCGGUGUAAGGUCAUAAUCGAAGUAAGCAUACGCCGAGUAAAACACCUGGUUUUCUGGGUUUUCUUUCAAAUUAUUAGGACAUGUAAACAGCUGUGUAUUUGAUCUGCGCAUGUGCUAGCAUGAGCAGUGCAAGCUUCCUUUUGUGCGAGUGAAGUGAGUACGGAAAAACUGAAAUUAUGCAUUUUAGAAAUAGUUUUCACAUACAAACUUUAUAUGUCUGAACUCUGAAUCAAAUAGUUUUCACAAAAAGAACAUGGUCGCUGUGGUAGAACAUUUAUUUUGAUUGGCGAUUUUCUGCAUUUAUCAGAGUUCCAUCAGGUAGCCUGAUUUCAGAGGUGCCCAUGUAAACAGGAUUAUUAGGGAAAUCGAUCUUCUUGAAAAGCAUGUAAACGUUUAAAUCAAACUAUUAUAUUAAUCUGACUAUUCACAAUCGUAUUAUUGUGUGCAUGUAACAGUACUGAGUACGUUUACAUGAACAGUAAUAAUUCAAUAUUAAACCAAUUAUGGCCGUAGGCAGAUUAUUCAAUAGUCUUGUAAACGUCUUACUCUGUUUAUCUUAAUCAGCGUAAGUUCAAAAUCGAAGUAAGUGUACGCUGAUUAAAACACCUGGUUUUCUGAGCAAUCUUUAGAAUGAUUAAGACAUGUAAACACCUUAAUCGGCGUUCCAGCAGUUUAUUUGAUCUGCGCAUGUGCUAGCAACAGCCGAGCGAGUCUACCUCUUUUAGCGCGAGUGAAGUGAGUUCGGAACAACUGAAUGUAUGCAUCUUAGAAGUAGUUUUCACAAACUUUAUAUGUCUGAACUCAGAAUCAAAAAAAUGCUUCCCAAAAAUAACAUGGUCACUGUGGUAGAACAUUUAUUUUGAUUGGCGAGGUAGCCUAAUUUCAGAUGUGUCCAUGUAAACAGGAUUAUUAGGGAAAUUGUUCUCGUUCCAAAGCAUGUAAACGUUUUAAUCAAACUCUUAUAUUAAUCAGACUAUCUACAAUAAUCACAUCAUUGUGUGCAUGUACUCAUUGUGGUUUUAGUCUUUAUUUUAUGCUUCUAUGUGAACGUACAAUACUUAUGAAACUCCACCCACCCCCCCUCUCGAUGAAGUGUGCACUAGUUCGCUACCCCUCGCGUUGAAUAGGAUUAGAUUGGUUUAGUGGCUUCAUGUUGUUUUGUAUUUCUCAUCCAGUGCCUGCUGCGACCAAAGCCAGCCCCUGCAAAGCGGAGGGGGAGCUGAAGAAAGACCACGAGGAGGGCAAGAACACAACAGAGGAGGCCUCCACAAGCCUCAACAACCAGGGGGAAGAGAAGGUACUCACUCCACUUCUCUCAAUACAAAGCUUAAUCUACACUCAAUGUUACGAGGACAAUGAAAAGCAUGUAAUUUUUUACACUACAUUCAAAGUCAUGAAUGAACCAGUAGACGGAUAUCUUGUUUUGAUAGUAUAAUUCAGAAAGGGAUAUUAUGACCAGAUAAAAUGGAUGGAAAUAUAUUACAUUGACAACUUCUUCAAUCUUGCUUCAUGCAUUAUUAGGGGUUCACAGCGAAGCAGUAUGUAGGUGCAUGGUACAUCUCUUAACUUAAUUUGAGAAAAGCUAAGGGAUUGGUUAUGAGAUGGCUGAGUUAUUGAUAAAUCAGGAAAUAUGAUUGUAUGUGGCCAUUUAAACCACUGUAAAUCCACUCCAGUGGUCUAUCAACUUGAAACAUGUCAUCGCGAUCUUGGACGUCCCUAAAAUGAACCACACUGAAUUUGGUAUUUACUCAUUCUUUGCUUAUCUAACGCUAAUGCUCAAAAUCAUCUGCAAUGAUCUUCUCAACAUGAACCAUAAGUUAGAUUGACUCCAGAUUUGGCAUAUAGACUCAAUGAAUUAGCCUCAAAUGAAUUUGAGAAUGAUUAGUUGCUGCAUUCAAUGUCAGCCACGCUACACCACUAGAUGGCACCAUAUCACACCAGGGCUAUAAGAACUGAACCGAUGGACAUGGGUCCAUAAAAUUUGGUAUGUAAACCUUAUGUAUAUGUCCUUAGAAGCUGUUUGAAUAUAAAGUCACUGCAACCUUAGAUGGCUGCACCAGAGCAGUUGGUGGCACUAUAGAUGUCAUUGGCACCAGUGGGACCAUAGGAUACUAGAGCAAUAACUUGAUCAAGUGGACUGUCUCAUGCAAAAUAAUGUUACAUUUAAAUUAUGCAGACGAACAAGGUGAAAUAUCGUGAAAAUAACACUGAAAAUAUUUCAAAAUCUUAACAUAAACCAUUAAAAAAUUUACCCCGGAAUUGUUAUAUGAACGUAAUACAAAAAUAAAAGAAGGAAGCCUGUACAGAAUACAAAUAUUCCAAAACAUGCAUCCUGUUUGCAACAAGGUACUAAAGGAAUAAUGCAAAAAAUGUGGCAAAGCAAUUAACUUUUUGUCCUGAAAACAAAGUGUUAUGUUUGGGGCAAAUUGAAUACAACACAUUACUGAGUACCACGCUCCAUAUUUUCAAGCAUAGUGGUGGCUGCAUCAUGUUUGAGUUUUUCAGGAUAAAAAAUUAACGGAAUGUACAGGAAAAAAAGUACAGGAAAAAUCCUAGAGGAAAACCUGGUUGUCUGCUUUCCACCAGACACUGGGACAUUAAUUUGCCUUUCAGCAGGACAAUAACCUAAAAACACAAGGCCAAAUCUACACUGGAGUUGCUUACCAAGACAGUGGCCGAGUUACAGUUUUGACUUAAAUCGGCUUGAAAAUCUAUGGCAAGACUUGAAAAUGGUUGUCUAGCAAUGAUCAACAACCAAUUUGACAGAUCUUGAAGAAUUUUGAAAAUAAUAAAUGGGCAAAUAUUGUACAAUCCAGGUGUGCAAAGCACUUACCCAGAAAGACUCAUAGCUGUAAUCGCUGCCAAAGGUGAUUCUCACAUGUAUUGACUCAGGAUUUUGAAUGCUAAUGUAAAUUAUAUUUCUAUAUUGAAUGUGUAAUACACUGUUUAUCCUUUCUUUCUUAAUUCCCUUCCUUCUUAGACUUCACAUAUCAGACCAAAAUGGAUAAGUUAGAGCAAUGUGUCCACUUUCUAACCUAAUGCUUUCAAUCUCUCCAUUUAUGUCUCACCUUUUGCAAUCACAUUGAGGAUGGAAAGAUGCAUCCAGUUUUCAAACAGAGGACAUUGUGUGACAUCUGUCCUUCUCGCAGGUAAAAGCCAAUGGGGGGCCAGGUUGCAAAAGGGCGCACCAGGAGAUAGAGGGAGGCUCGCCCUCCAAAGCACCCUCUGAGUGCAGGCUCAAGGAGCUGAGGGGCACAGGGACAGAGAGAGCAGAGUCUGGAGCUGUGUUCUGGCCAUCAGCCUGGAGAACCAAACUCUGUUCCUGUGUCAGCUGCAAGGUAUGUCAUCACCACUUCUUAUCAGUGGUGAUAAGAAGUGGUAGAAUUACCAUUGACAAUGGGAAAACUGUUGCUCACCGCUUCCUCCCUCUCUCUGGCAGAAAUUCUAUGCCGACGUGAGUGUGUCCUUCCUCCUGGAUGAGUCGGACACUGUCCUAGCCUACGAGAACAAAGGCAAGACCACUGAACAGGAGCAGGCAGGGAGCACCGAGGGUCGCGACCCCCUGAUGUCGGCCCUCAACACCCUGGGCCGGGUUCAGCAACUGGAGAUAAUCCAUGGUAUGAAAUGUGGUAGGGGGUUAAAGAAAGAGCGGGAGAGAGACAGCCAGUACCAGUUAUCUCCCUAUCCCUUUGAUGUUUGCAGAUCUGAAGGUUCUGGGUAGGUAUGUGUAGUGGAGGAGCUUCCAUCAUUAUAACACCGUACAGACCUGCAUCCAUCAAAGUGUUAGGGGUAGGGAGAUAAUUGGGACCAGCUGACAGGGAGAGCAUGAGUGAGGGAAGGAGGGGGAGGCAGGUGUUGGAUGGGUUGUUAGUUAGAGCCAUUCCCUCAGCUGUAUUGAUUGAAAAACAGAUUGAAUUUAUUUUGUGAGGCUAACUGGGGAACAAGCCAAGUGGAGACAACCAUUGGUGCCUCAAUCAGAAAAUACAGCUGCUUUUUAAAGUUGUUUUAUUUUGCUGGUUCUCAGGGUACAAUGACAUGAAGACUGAGCUGAAGGAUUUCCUGCAGAGAUUUGCUGCAGAAGGAAAGGUAGGUAAAACCUGCCAAUUUACCAGCACACACAGACACAGACACACACCCACACUAUUCAGUUGAAUGAUUAAAGGGCAAUUCCACCACUUUUCAACCUCAUUUUCAUGAUUUCCAGCACAAUACCAGUGUCUACAUGUGGAAACAGCUAAUUUCUAAGUUAUGUAGAAAAAUAUUAAAGUUAAAAUGUUCUACCCGAUGACAUCAUCAAAAGUUAAAACAUUUUAAAAACAGUGAUUUUAAAACACUAGAUAUUCCAGUGAUGUGGGGAGCAAGAAAACAGACCUCCCUCUGGCUAGAAACUCGUUGCAGGUUUUAAAAAUCCCAGUUUUUCCUACUUUUAAUCCGACCCUGUGAUGUCACAGAGAAGCAUUUUCAGGACCUUUCUUCUUAUCUUUUUAACCACAGAUCAUAGAGACUCAUAUUUCACAUACAGUUGAAGUCGGGAAGUUUACAUACACCUUAGCCAAAUACAUUUAAACUCAGUUUUUCACAAUUCCUGACAUUUAAUCCUAGUAAACAUUCCCUGUUUUAGGUCAGUUAGGAUCACCACUUUAUUUUAAGAAUGUGGAAUGUCAGAAUAAUGGUAGAGAGAAUUAUUUAUUUAAGCUUUUAUUUCUUUCAUCACAUUCCCAGUGGGUCAGAAGUUUACAUACACUCAAUUAGUAUUUGGUAGCAUUGCCUUUUAAAUUGUUUAACUUGGGUCAAACGUUUCAGGUAGCCUUCCACACGCUUCCCACAAUAAGUUGGGUGAAUUUUGGCCCAUUCCUCCUGACAGAGCUGGUGUAACUGAGUCAGGUUUGUAGGCCUCCUUGCUCGCACACGCUUUUUCAGUUCUGCCCACACAUUUUCUAUAGGAUUGAGGUCAGGGCUUUGUGAUGGCCACUCCAAUACCUUGACUUUGUUGUCCUUAAGCCAUUUUGCCACAACUUUGGAAGUAUGCUUGGGGUCAUUGUCCAUUUGGAAGACCCAUUUGCGACCAAGCUUUAACUUCCUGACUGAUGUCUUGAGAUGUUGCUUCAAUAUAUUCACAUCAUUUUUCUUCCUCAUGAUGCCAUCUAUUUUGUGAAGUACACCAGUCCCUCCUGCAGCAAAGCACCCCCACAGCAUGAUGCUGCCACCCCCGUGCUUUUCUUUUCUAUGGCGGUUUUGGAGCAGUGGCUUCUUCAUUGCUGAGCAGCCUUUCAGGUUAUGUCGAUAUAGGACUCGUUUUACUGUGGAUAUAGAUACUUUUUGUACCUGUUUCCUCCAGCAUCUUCACAAGGUCCUUUGCUGUUGUUCUGGGAUUGAUUUGCACUUUUCGCACCAAAGUACGUUCAUCUCUAGGAGACAGAAAGCGUCUCCUUCCUGAGCGGUAUGACUGCUGCAUGGUCCCAUGGUGUUUAUACUUGCGUACUAUUGUUUGUACAGAUGAAUGUGGUACCUUCAGGCGUUUGGAAAUUGCUCCCAAGAAUGAACCAGACUUGUGGAGGUCUACAAUUAUUUUUCGGAGGUCUUGGCUGAUUUCUUUUGAUUUUCCCAUGAUGUCAAGCAAAGAGGCACUGAUAUUGAAGGUAGGCCUCGAAAUACAUCCACAGGUACACCUCCAAUUGACUCAAAUGAUGUCAAUUAGCCUAUCAGAAGCUUCUAAAGCCAUGACAUAAUUUUCUGGAAUUUUCCAAGCUGUUGGAAAAAUUACUUGUGUCAGGCACAAAGUAGAUGUCCUAACCGACUUGCCAAAACUAUAGUUUGUUAACAAGACAUUUGUGGAGUGGUUGAAAAACAAGUUUUAAUGACUCCAACCUACAGUGGGGAGAACAAGUAUUUGAUACACUGCCGAUUUUGCAGGUUUUCCUACUUACAAAGCAUGUAGAGGUCUGUAAUUUUUAUCAAAGGUAGUACACUUCAACUGUGAGAGACAGAAUCUAAAACAAAAAUCCAGAAAAUCACAUUGAAUGAUUUUUAAGUAAUUAAUUUGCAUUUUAUUGCAUGACAUAAGUAUUUGAUCACCUACCAACCAGUAAGAAUUCCGGCUCUCACAGACCUGUUCGUUUUUCUUUAAGAAGCCCUCCUGUUCUCCACUCAUUACCUGUAUUAACUGCACCUGUUUGAACUCGUUACCUGUAUAAAAGACACCUGUCCACACACUCAAUCAAACAGACUCCAACCUCUCCACAAUGGCCAAGACCAGAGAGCUGUGUAAGGACAUCAGGGAUAAAAUUGUAGACCUGCACAAGGCUGGGAUGGGCUACAGGACAAUAGGCAAGCAGCUUGGUGAGAAGGCAACAACUGUUGGCGCAAUUAUUAGAAAAUGGAAGAAGUUCAAGAUGACGGUCAAUCACCCUCGGUCUGGGGCUCCAUGCAAGAUCUCACCUCGUGGGGCAUCAAUGAUCAUGAGGAAGGUGAGGGAUCAGCCCAGAACUACACGGCAGGACCUGGUCAAUGACCUGAAGAGAGCUGGGACCACAGUCUCAAAGAAAACCAUUAGUAACACACUAGGCCGUCAUGGAUAAAAAUCCUGCAGCGCACGCAAGGUCCCCCUGCUCAAGCCAGCGCAUGUCCAGGCCCGUCUGAAGUUUGCCAAUGACCAUCUGGAUGAUCCAGAGGAGGAAUGGGAGAAGGUCAUGUGGUCUGAUGAGACAAAAAUAGAGCUUUUUGGUCUAAACUCCACUCGCCGUGUUUGGAGGAAGAAGAAGGAUGAGUACAACCCCAAGAACACCAUCCCAACCGUGAAGCAUUGAGGUGGAAACAUCAUUCUUUGGGGAUGCUUUUCUGCAAAGGGGACAGGACGACUGCACCGUAUUGAGGGAAGGAUGGAUGGGGCCAUGUAUCGCGAGAUCUUGGCCAACAACCUCCUUCCCUCAGUAAGAGCAUUGAAGAUGGGUCGUGGCUGGGUCUUCCAGCGUGACAACGACCCGAAACACACAGCCAGGGCAACUAAGGAGUGGCUCCGUAAGAAGCAUCUCAAGGUCCUGGAGUGGCCUAACCAGUCUCCAGACCUGAACCCAAUAGAAAAUCUUUGGAGGGAGCUGAAAGUCCGUAUUGCCUAGUGACUGCCCCGAAACCUGAAGGAUCUGGAGAAGGUCUGUAUGGAGGAGUGGGCCAAAGUCCCUGCUGCAGUGUGUGCAAACCUGGUCAAGAUCUACAUGAAACGUACGAUCUCUGUAAUUGUAAACAAAGGUUUCUGUACCAAAUAUUAAGUUCUGCUUUUCUGAUGUAUCAAAUACUUAUGUCAUGCAAUAAAAUGCAAAUUAAUUACUUAAAAAUCAUACAAUGUGAUUUUCUGGAUUUUUGUUUUAGAUUCCGUCUCUCACAGUUGAAGUGUACCUAUGAUAAAAAUUACAGACCUCUACAUGCUUUGUAAGUAGGAAAACCUGCAAAAUCGGCAGUGUAUCAAAUACUUGUUUUCCCCACUGUAAGUUCUGACUUCACUGGUAUGGUGCUGGAGAUAAUGAAUAUGAGGUUGAAAAGUGGUGGAAUUGUCCUUUAAGCAUAUCCGCAUCGUCAUUUUAUGGUCCUCAGACUAUAAUGAUAGUAUUAAUGAGAGGAUUGUUUUGACCUAUAUUCACAUUGUGUUCUCUGGAUCUGAAAUGCCACCUCCUGGCUGUCCUAUCCUUGGUGUGUGACCAUGUGCUCAAACUUUUAUUUAAAGUAAAUGUCCAAUGAAAAUCUCAUUCUUAAAAGCUCAUAUUCUGUCAAAAUUGUACUCCUAAUGUGACCUUGAUUGGUUGUAUCCAAAGUCGCUCGCUACACACUUUCCAGAAAAAAAUACACCCAAUAAAUUAGGCAUAAAAAGUUUGUGCCUCGUCCCCUCCUCUUCCAGGUGGUGACUCCUGAGGACAUCCGUCAAUUCUUCGAACAGCAGCAGAGCCGCAAGAGACGACGGGCCAAUGCGGGCCAGUACUACUGCAGCUGA